This is a messenger RNA of Anthostomella pinea, 846 nucleotides long. The record is from the annotation of a GenBank genome assembly. Lineage: Eukaryota; Fungi; Ascomycota; Sordariomycetes; Xylariales; Xylariaceae.
AUGAGCAAUCCCAACACCGCACUUGCGCAUGCUGCCCAGCAGCUCGUCGACUCGGUCUCCAACAACGAGAGAGAGAAGUUCAAGAACUCUUCGUUCCUUCACGUCAUGCGACGGAUCGCAUCUCAAGAGUUUGCUGUCCAGGACAAUAACUUGGUCGAGACAGCGACAAAAGCCAGAUUGGAAGAUAUCCCUUCAAGCGUAGCCGCAGACGACCCCUAUCUGGUCGUGAUCCACGAUGUCGAUGAUGAGAACGGGCAACGAGCACGCAGAGGACAGAGCGAGGGAAACGAUGUGAUGUGUCCCGGAUCCAGUACACACCGCCAGGGCAGCCAGGGCAGCAACAGCAGUGUCAAUGUGGCUGGGUCUGACACCUCACCGGACGAGAUGGAGGCUACUCACAGACUGGACAGCUUGAAUUAUAGCGCGGAAAGGUGCCGGUUCUGUGGCUACGGCUCUGCUGGCGCUUCUGGCCCUUCGAGACCGGCAAAUGUGCCGCGAGCGCGCCAAAUUGGCGGCCUUUUGGCACCUCUGGUCCCUGCUCCUCGAACCGGCCGACAGCAGCACCGACAGAACCGCCAGUAUCGCCUGAUUGCUCCGACCCCAGCCACCGCCGACCUUCAGAUCAUCCUCCUCUCGGGACUAAUGGCCCACACCCUGAACGUCGAAGAGGUUUGGCUUAAAGGUCUGGCGCUGUGCUUUGUGAACGAGCAUACCGGCUGGGCUAACGCCAAGAAGCUCUACCAUGGAGCAGGCGUCACCAUUCCCAUGGUCGCCGGAAGAGCCCUGAUCAGCGCUAGUAUCCGCGAGCUACACCUUGACGGAGCAGUCGUGGUGAAUGGCAUAUGA